Messenger RNA from Lucilia cuprina (Australian sheep blowfly), 877 nucleotides. Its product is annotated as lectin subunit alpha-like. Gene Ontology annotation, molecular function: signaling receptor activity. The coding region runs from base 16 to 858 and encodes 280 amino acids. The transcript is spliced from 2 exons. The record is from RefSeq and is a predicted model, not a curated record. Lineage: Eukaryota; Metazoa; Arthropoda; Insecta; Diptera; Calliphoridae.
CAUUAAACUAAAAAGAUGCUCAAAACGAUCGCACUGAUCUUUAUCAUAAGUUUUGCUUUGCUUCAUCCCAUAGCGAGUACCUCGCCGCUACACAAAGCAAAUGAUGGUAAAGAAUAUCUUAUAGAAACCGAACCAAAGUACAACUGGUAUCAGGCCUGGCAUGAAUGUGCCCGCAGAAAUUUACAACUUGUUGCUAUUGAUACGGAAGCAAAAAAUAACGCCAUCAUCGAUCUUUUAAAGAAAGUCGUAGGAAAACCUCUUAACUUAUGGUUGGGUGGCAAUGAUGAAUUUAGUUCGAAUAGAGACUACAAUCGUCCCUUCUUUUGGUCUGCCACGGGUAAACAAUUCACCUUUACCGCUUGGUCUCCCAAUAAUCCCGAUAAUGAUCGUAAACGUGAACAUUGUGUUCAUUUCUGGGAAUCAAAACCAUAUCUAUGGAAUGAUAUUGAUUGUAGUAAUAAAAUGGGUUUUAUAUGUGAAGAAAAUCAUUAUGUUGAGACCUAUAACCAAGAAAUCAACCAAAAAUGUGAUGCUUUCAAACACUCGAGUUUAACGAUCGCUCAUGAAUACGAUCAGGUGUUUAAGCAACAAUUAUUGGAAAUUAAUCAUAAAAUUCAGAGUAGCAACCAUGUGGCUGAUGAUUGGAAGGUGGAAAUGCAACAAUUGCAAAAUACUACAUUAGUUGCGGUGCAAAAAGUGCUCGAUAAUCAACACUAUAUGGUGAAACAAUUGACGGAGAAAUUGUUUCAACAAGUCUAUAAUAUGAAUGUUGAAUUGGAAAAGUCUUCGUCUGAUAUCAGUGCAAUGUUUAGUGAAAAGUUGAGUGUAAAAGAAAAUGAAAUUAAUAAAAUAUGUUAGUAUUUUUUGUAAGUUAUAA